UGUUUUGCCAUCACAUAGAAGUGCUUUCCAACUAUCCUGGCUUGAUUGACAUCCCUGGAAAAUGCAUUCAUUGUGUUCUUUCCUUUGCCAGAACAAUUGAAAUAUGAGUAUAGCUGGGUUUGCAUUUUUGCUGUUUUGCUGUUGCUUUACCAGAGUAUUGUAAUUUUAAAGUAGAACGGGUCACCUUUUACUGAUCAGGAGGAAGUAUGUUUCCUGUUUUUCUUUUUUUCACCUAAACCAACUAGCCACUGUUCUCAUGGUGUUCCUCAUGGAAAACAAAAAUACUGGGUUUGUUUGGGCAAAAAAGGCCUAAAAAGGGCCAGUGUGUUAUUGGAGGAAUAAAAGUGCCUAACAGAAUCUUUCUGUAGUUUCUAUCAAAGCACCGUGAGAGGUGCUUCAGCAGAACUGAGCCCUGCAGUAACAAGCAAGUGGCCGUGGUUGCUUUGAUUUAUAAAUGAGGCAGAGGAAGAAGAGAGCUGUUCCUCUCCCCAUUUUGUGGUGGUUGGUACUUGUCUGAGCCUAAGGCUUUUUUCCAACCUACAUCUCUUGUUUCCCAGAACAGGACAUUUUCACAGCCAGCUGCUGGGGGAGUGCUUUGAAGGACGGAGAUGUAGGAGCCUAAAAGUGUCGCACCUUGUCUCUCUCUCUCUCUUCUCUCUCUCUCUUCUCUCUCUCUCUCUCUCUCUCUCUCCAUGAAUCUGCACGUCAAAUGAUUUCAGCAGCGCAUGGCUCCAACUUUAGAGCUAUUCUGUAAUAGGAUUCUGAUACAUGGGUACUGCUGAUGCCUUCUGUUUUUAAUCGGUUUUCAGAGAGGGAAAGAAAAGUGAUUUUGUUCUCCUUUUUCUGAAAAAAGAACACUUAGCUCCUAGCAGAUUUUGUGAAUCAUGAUGUGACCCAAAUGCCUGAAGUGAGGGAUCUAAGUAAGUCCUGGUAAAGGGUACCAUGAAAGUUCCAUCUUUCAUUCAGCAUUUGUGUUGGCUAGUUUAUUCCCUUCUUCUACGAAGGCUACUUUGAGUUCUGUGAGUAUCACGUGUCCAAUGAUGUCUAAGUAAUGUUAUAAAUGAUUUGGUCUGAGGAGCUGAGAUGUGAGAUGUUGCAAUGUUCAUUAUCACACCUGCACUGCCUUAGACACAGCCUUCUAUUCUCUUGGCCAGCUGUUGUCCUCCCCAGCUUGGUGUUUGCUUGCUUUCUGGAUCUGCAUGCAAGGGAGGUGAAAGGCCGCUCUCAUUUACAGAGUCCGCUAAAAUAAGGGAAGGUACUGGAGCUGAUAAUCUGGACUCUGGCCCCCAUAAAACCAAAAAGGAACAGCAAAUUCUGUAUAGUGAAGCAGUAUCCUAUCCAAACUGAGAACGUUUGCCAAAGGAUCCCCACUCAAGAAAAUCCAGGCCUUUGUAUCUGUUCAGGAAAGCCUAUUUCUGGAGUUUCUGAAGAUGUCAGCAGAUCUACCAUUAAAUAUUAAUAUCAAGGAGCCCCGAUGGGAUCAAAGCACUUUCAUUGGGCGAGCCAGUCACUUCUUCACUGUAACAGACCCCCGAAAUAUUUUGUUAUCUGAUGCCCAGCUGGAAAGCGCAAGAAAAAUCGUGCAUGAUUACAGACAAGGUAUUGUAGCACCUGGAUUGACUGAAAAUGAACUGUGGAGAGCAAAGUAUAUCUAUGAUUCAGCCUUUCAUCCAGACACUGGUGAAAAGAUGGUCUUGAUUGGCCGAAUGUCAGCUCAGGUGCCCAUGAACAUGACUAUCACAGGUUGUAUGAUGACCUUUUAUAGAACGACACCAGCAGUGGUUUUCUGGCAGUGGAUUAACCAGUCCUUCAAUGCUAUAGUAAAUUACACAAACAGGAGCGGUGAUGCCCCAAUUACUGUCAGCCAGCUGGGAACAGCCUAUGUUUCUGCUACCACAGGUGCUGUUGCGACAGCUUUAGGACUUAAUGCACUAACAAAGCAUGUCUCACCUCUUAUAGGACGGUUUGUUCCUUUUGCUGCUGUUGCUGCUGCUAACUGCAUUAAUAUUCCACUAAUGAGACAAAGGGAACUCAAGUUUGGAAUCCCCAUCACAGAUGAGAAUGGAAACAGACUGGGUGAAUCAACAAAAGCAGCUCAGCAGGCAAUUACUCAGGUGGUUAUAUCAAGGAUCCUCAUGGCUGCUCCUGGCAUGGCAAUUCCUCCCUUCAUAAUGAACACACUGGAAAAGAGAGCCUUUUUAAAGAGAUUUCCAUGGAUGAGUGCUCCUAUUCAAGUUGGAUUAGUCGGAUUCUGCCUUGUGUUUGCAACUCCUCUGUGUUGUGCACUGUUUCCUCAAAAAAGUUCUAUGUCUGUAACACACUUGGAGCCAGACUUACAAGCAAAGAUCCAGGAGAACAGCCCUGAACUAGAACGUGUAUACUUUAAUAAAGGAUUAUAAUUCAAGGAAGGGAGAAUAUCUUA
Molecule: messenger RNA, 2422 nt
Organism: Centrocercus urophasianus (Greater sage-grouse)
Lineage: Eukaryota; Metazoa; Chordata; Aves; Galliformes; Phasianidae
Gene: SFXN1
Product: sideroflexin 1
Exons: 11
Coding region: 1431-2399 (322 amino acids)
Biological process (GO): serine import into mitochondrion; monoatomic ion transport
Cellular component (GO): mitochondrial inner membrane
Molecular function (GO): monoatomic ion transmembrane transporter activity
Source: RefSeq, a predicted model, not a curated record